Messenger RNA from Solea senegalensis (Senegalese sole), 3684 nucleotides. RefSeq names its product coiled-coil domain containing 66 (gene ccdc66). Gene Ontology annotation, molecular function: microtubule binding. The transcript is spliced from 21 exons. The record is from RefSeq and is a predicted model, not a curated record. Bases 179 to 2773 code for a protein of 864 amino acids. Lineage: Eukaryota; Metazoa; Chordata; Actinopteri; Pleuronectiformes; Soleidae. Gene Ontology annotation, cellular component: cilium; microtubule. Gene Ontology annotation, biological process: cilium assembly.
ACGUUGUUGAUUGUUGUCAGCAACCAACGUACACAAUCCAACAUCCAGGAACUGUCGCGUGCCAGACCAGUCUAUUCACAGCAGAACAUCAUCUUUAUCCACGAACGCGGUGUCGCGGUCUUUAUAAGACCUGCCGCUGCCGCCGCCGCCGCUCAAAUCAAUCAUCUCUGUUGUCGUCAUGAAUCUCGGAGACGGCCUGUUGUUUGAAUUUGAAAAUGGAAAACCCAAGUUGAUUGUCCUCAGUCAUGGUGUUGAAAAGAAUCCAGCAAAGCAGCUGCUCUUCAGGCCCAGAGCAGCUAAUAACAUCCUGAGCUCCAGGCAGCUCUCUUCUUGUCUGGAGGAGGUGCAGGGAGUGGAGCGUCCAACCCAGCAGCAGCUUGGGAGAUGCAAAGAGGCCAGGAGCAAGACAGUAGGGACAGCGGCCUCCUCUUUGUCCAACACCAGCACCACUAAUGAGAGGAGCACUCCUUUGACAUCAUCCAAGACACAUGGACAUCACAAUGGGGCUGGCAUCAAAGCAGUGACCAAGGUGAACUCACACAGACACAAACAAGGCUCCACGGUUGGAUCCUUGAGGGCCAGCGGGAAAACAGCAAAGCCUCAGAACGGUGGGGCGCGAGCUGGUGGAAAGGGACAUAAGGAUAAACUGGCUGGUGGGGAUGCAGGACAGAAGGACAGUGUGGUGGUUCUGACAAAUGAGCAACUACAGCAGAUCCUCAACACCGUCCAGACGUCAAGCACUGGCCAACCACCACCAGAGGAGCACAACAUGCAGGGUAGUGGCAGUGGUGAUCGCAAACAGUGCUCACAAUCUGGCACCUCACUGAAUGAAGGGGGAGGAGGAGGAGGAGGGGAGAUGAAGGAGGAAGACAGAGGAGGAGGGAAAGUACUGAACAGGUUAGAAGGUGAUGGAGGAGUAAUUAAUACAACUGGAACAUCUCAGGACAAAGACAACAGGUUGUCUGGGUGUUUCUUCAGCUGGCUGGAGGGGCGACAAUCAGACAGCAGAUUAGCCACUGAUACCAAGAAAGCUCAGUGGAGGAGAGAACUUGAUGAGCAGGUCGCACUGAAACAGCAGCAGCAGCAGCAGCGUUUCAUUCCUGACAGACCUCAGACUGGGGAAGACAGAGAAAGUGUGUUAUCGCAUCACAGCUCCACCAAACACAGAGAACAGCCUGCAGCCAUCAGAUCCAGCCUCAAACUCGGGGACAUCACACCAGUGGAGGAAGUGAUGAGUGUUGACAGGAGAGAGGAGCAAAGGAGAUGUUGGCUUGAGGAGCUGGACAGACAGAGAGAGGAAACGGCUGAACGCAGGAGACGAGAGAAACUGCUCCAGAGCCAGACAGAAGACCAUGACCUCUGGACUACACACUUUGACUCGCUGCAGAGGCGGCCUCCUGUCCACACCACAGCUCCUCCAUCAGCUCCACCUCCAGCUCCAUCCAUUGGAUCUGAGCGAGGGGAGUGGGAGCCUUCAUCCAGCCUGUCCUUAGUCUGGGACGCCACAAGCAGCUGUGGAGCAGAGAGUGUGGAUCUGACCAACAGGUUCCCGAGUAGAGCCAGCUACCUGAGGACCAUGACUGCCCUUUUGGACCCCGCCCAGAUAGAGGAAAGAGAGAGGAAGAGGCUCAAACAGCUCGAGCAGCAGCGAGCAAUUGAAGCCCAGGUGGAGGAGCGCCGGCAGCAGAGGGAGAGAGAGCAGAUGAGGAGGAGAGAGGAGGAGGACAGGGAUGCAAGGAGGGUGGCUGCGGAGAGGGAGAUGCUACAGAGACAGUACAAGUUGGAGAGUCAGAAGGUCAGAGAUACUGAGCCACCGAGUCAGCAGGCUGAGGAGCCAAAGAAAGUUCACAAUCAGAUGCUGGAACCCAACAUUCCCAGUCAUUUGGAGCAGAGUGUUAGCAGUUCACUGCCCCCAUACAGAGACACUGCUGUACAGACAGAUGCUCCUUCUGUCCCAGUCACAGACGCACAGAGGGUUCAGACUCCUGACGUCUCUGCACAGUACCAGGCACCUGUUACUCCUCCAAACAGCAGGAACCCUGCAGUGAGGACAGGCAAGGAGAACAUCUGUUUGCCAGAAGAAGGAGGAGGAGGAGGGGACCCAUAUGAAGCAUUUGCACGGACAGAGAGGAACAAGAGGGACAAGAGGAGGCCAGAGUGGAACACACAGAAGCCCAGCCGUCGCUUCGUUCCCGCCUCGGAGCGUUACCCAGCUGCUCUGCAGAGGAACAGACAGGAGAGUCGACUGAAGAGGCAGGCCGAGCUCCUUGCCCUGCAGGAGAGGACGUGUCUGUCCAGGACAGAACCUCCUCCUCAGCACCAGGAUCCUCGUCUCUGCUCCAACUUCACGAAGGCUGGAGCUGGACUUAACAAGGAGGAGACUGUUUCCAGAGGACAGAACAUCUCUACUGUCAUCAAUAAUGAAAGACACAGGAUGCAGAGUCGGCAGGCCCCCAACCCUCUUCCUCCACUGGUCCAGGAGUUUGUUCCUUACAUCCGAACUGAUGAAAUCAUCCUGGACCCACUGGAGUCUGCUGAUAAUCCCCCACCACACACAUACACAGAUGCUGCUCCUCUGAGCUCAGCGUCUCCUCCUGCCUCCUCACACCGGGGCUCUCUCCUCCAGCCUGAGCAGCUUUGUAAGACACACACACAGCGGCAGCAGGAGAUCCUCAGAGGCCUGGCUCAGCUACGACAGGGUUUAUUACAAAAGCAGAGAGAGUUGGAGACGGACCUGAACCCUCUAUUGAAGCGCCAUGACAACAAGCUCUAAUCCACCGACCACAACACUGUGAAUUCCCUGGACCAAAGUCAGUUUCUCUUGUAUUGUGGUCAUUAGAGGAUUUUCCUAAACUAGUGAUGAAGGGUGUCUAAAGUAACAAUUUAUAGGUGGACCAAGUGCAGGUCUGAGAUCAAGUCUUUGUGUGAGCUGACAGUGAGUGGAGACCUUCAGUGUCAUUUAACACUGAUUGAAAUUAGACGUUCUAUGUAUGUCAUGGAGGAGUUUAUGGAGAAUAUUAGGAGAACAUACAGAACCAGGACGAACCAAGACUCGCACUGAGAACCAUCUCCACCCACAGGCGAGGAGGGUGGGAGGUAAAAGUAAUUGUGGUAAAAUGUUCACCCUUUAGGUUAGGUUUUGUCUAUUCUAUUCUAUUUUUUAGCUUCCUGCAGGACAUGAAGCUUAAUGAAUCAGAUUAUGUUUUUGUGUUGUUUUUUCCAAGUUUUCGUUUUUUUUCUAAUUUAUUGCAAAUAACAUGAAUGUAUGAGAUCAUUUACAUUUUCUACAACUGUAUUUGGUUUUGGUAUCCAGUAAUUAUACUCAAGACACCACUUGACACCAAGUGAAGGCACCACUAAAGGUUCUAACCACUUUGUGAAUCACAUUUUUGACUAUUUAUAACUUCUUUGUUGCAGUCUGACUCAACAUUUUCAAAAAUCAAAAUAAGUGUAUAUAUCUUGUAUAAAGACAACUGAUUUUGAGUCUGAUUUGACUGAUUUUCUUUUAUUUAUAAAACAUUUCUGACCCGUGUUAUCUCAUGGUGCCAUGUUAAUCCUUGUGAGGCUGAAUAAAGGAAAAACUGAAAUAUUUUAUCUGUAACCUGUAAAGUGAUGUUCAGGUCUCUGUAGAAUUGAGAAUGAACUAGAUUUAAUUAAAAUCGACUUGAAUGAGAAUAUCUCUCA